Babesia microti strain RI is the source of this 2394-nucleotide messenger RNA. RefSeq lists its product as hypothetical. The record is from RefSeq and is a predicted model, not a curated record. The transcript is spliced from 3 exons. NCBI's taxonomy places the organism in Eukaryota, Apicomplexa, Aconoidasida, Piroplasmida, Babesiidae. The coding region runs from base 1 to 2394 and encodes 797 amino acids.
AUGGCAAUAAAUUAUGCGCUAGACGAAUUGCUGCAUUGGGACAAUCAAAAUUCGCCUCUGAAUGGUAUUACUGCUGAGUUUAGAAUGGGCAAGUUGUCUAAAAAUUUGCUACAAGAUGCCUCGAUAAAUCAAUCAAAUGUAUUUGAUGAGAUGUUAAAUUUGCUAAACAAGAUUGUGUUAAUCAGUAUUUAUGAAGGAAAUAGAAGAUUCAAAUCGGAAGUUUCCUCCGAUGAAUCCUUGAAAUUGACGGAUGAAUGUAAUAAAAAUGAAUUUGAAAGCACAGCUACUACUGUAAAUGUGAUUGUGCCGAUUUACCUAGAAAACCUAAAAUAUCCAAGAAUGCUGCAGUUAUUCAGUCAAAAAAGCUCUAGGGAAGUAUUACUGGCAGUCGCUUUUGUCAUUUCCAAAAACAACUUGUUUCAAUUGGUGGAUAAAAAAUGUAGCGAAGUCAUAAAUUUAACGAAACACAUUGCAUACAAUGUAUCACUAAUUGCAAAUUCUAAUAAUUGUAUAACGCUUGAUGAUAUUUCUAAGGAAUUCGUUAAUCAAAAUGAUUUCAAAGCAUUUCUAAACAGUAUAUUUGAAAAGAUAGAUUUUAGCAAUUUUUCGGCAAAUGAAUCACCAAUCACUACAGGCAAUGAAUCAAAUGACAAUACAAAUAAAAAUUGUGCUAAAGGUGGCAGAUUUUUGAAGAAUAAAAUACUCAGAACCGGCGAAACGGACUCUACAAAACGAUUUAACCAGUCCAAAAUGGAAGCCCUAUCAUAUUGGAUUGAAUCUGCACUAGCAUUUCAAAAUGAACUGACCAAACGAGCUGUCAUAUUAGCUACGCCAAAAGGCUGUAAGGAUUAUGAUACAGAACGACUUAGAGUUGGUUUUGAAAUGGUAGACAUGAGAAUGGACACUAGAAAUGACGCCAUUUUGGCUAAAUAUGCAAAUUCAUCUUCUGACACAACACAACACACCACUAGCAACCCUUUUAACAAUAAAAAUGUUAGUGAAGUCAUCGAAAAUGAUGAGUGCAAAGUAACUGAACAUAGAAAAAUAUCUCUGAGCAGUAAUAAGAAUAAACGAUCGAGCUACGCAAAAUGUACGACGGUGCCAAGUGUUGAUACUAAAUGCGAUAAUAAUAGCGUUGAUUCCAAAAUUUUACAGUGUGAAAUUGCCAAUUCAUUGCCUAUAUCAUCACUGGCUGACCAAAUCAUUCAAUUGCAAAACAAACUUAGAUCGUUGUCUAGUGCAAUAUAUAGAAAAGAUAAGGAGAGAUCUUCUAUGUUUUCCAGGGCAGCUACGCAAUUUAAGGCCCAUAAAGGCAGUGUAAUUAGCGACAAACUCAAUAAAUGCGAAGGAGAUAAAUCAGUUCACAUAAAGCCAAGUCCGUUAGAAUACGUGUUAAUUUCUGAUGACAAUAGCUUUGAAACGAAUAUGGCCUUAUUGGCAGUUAUAUCUAGAUCACUUAUAUCUGAGUUCACUCGACAUAAGUUUUGGAACUUGGCUAAAAUGGCUCUUGUUGGAGCGAAUAAAUUGUCAAUAUCAUCUAACCCAGGAAAAUCGGGGAUAUCAGUGGGGAUAUACAAGAAGCCUUCUGAUAUCAAACUAGACAUACAGCAAUUGAAAUCAUUCUUAACGAAAGGGAUUUCUCCGUAUAAUUUCACAAACUUAAGUGACUCUAACGCGCUGCCAGAUUGGCAAUACGAAGUAAUACUGGAGUUUCUGCGUACAGUAAACAGCCAAUUCACAAAUAUUACCGCACAAAACACAAGUAAAACGCUCCUACAUCGUACACUUUUCCACACUUUCAUAUUGGAGCAACUUGGGCACAAUGAUUCUAAGGUAUCAAAAGUUACAAAUGAUACUAAUAGUGUGGCUGCGAAUACGAAAAAACGCAACUUUUCAAGUAAAUUGAGACAUGCCAUAGAAAACAACCCUACAAUUGAACUGAAGAUAUUUAAUGAAUGGGUUCUUGAAGGCCAUUUGGAUGAUGUUCCAACGGUGGAUGAUUUGAACAAAUUGGAGGAGGAUAUUGAAAAGGAUGUAUUUCAACAAAAAUUUCCAUCUACGCCAAACGAUCUAAGGGAAGCCCAGGAAGUGGAAAUCAUUAGUAAAAAAGAAGGGGGACAAAACACAGUAUUGGCUAAUAUAAGCCGAAUAAAUGCCUGCGAAAAACUUGGUGCUUGCAGCAUGGAGUUUUAUAGCAAUUUGGCGCUGGUUAAGAAUAUUAAUGCGCCAGAUCCCAGUAGAGCCAGUAAGGGAAUGGGUGAGUUUGUAGCAACUAUAAACAAGAUCCACGGCACAAUCGUUACCAAGUUGCAAAGUGAGCAAGGGGAGUCAGAAAAGAAGCUCCAGAUUUUGGAAAACAAAUUGAAAAACGUAACUGGUUGUGUAAUACUCUAA